AUGUCAUCUCAAAGAUUGAAACUUCCUUCAUUGUCACAACCUCAACCCUUGGCAGAAUCUGGAAAUCAUUUGCCCCUGCUUGAAGAAAUAAUUGGUCCAAAUUACAACCGAUCUUUCCCACAAAAAAACAUUAGUGACCUUGCGAAAAACAACACAAGAAUCUCAUCGUCAAGAUCAUCAAUAACCACAUCAAAUUAUUUCCCUUCUUCCCCUAAAUCAUCACUGCAUCAGUCUCAAGAUUAUUAUCACAAUUCUUUCCAACAGUCUCCUCCAGGAAAUCUUUAUAAAGAUCCGUUUUGUUCCCGCUCUCGUGCCAUUUCUCACGAUGGCUUGUCGUCCACCGCCCCACUUUCUCCAUAUAACUAUCACGUCUCUUUGCCUUCGCUUGUAUCUUCAUUGCAUCAUCAAAGCCCUUUCCCUCAUAGAAGUAGCAUCAGCGGCAUGAUUACGACUCAACACACAUCGCCUCCAUUUAGUGCUGGUUCAAGCUCCUCUAUUUCUCUGACAUUAACUGGACCUCCGGCGCUGGCGCCUUCGUCUUCUUCGUCUUCUUCGUCUUCUUCCUUCUCCUCCUCGUCCUCUGCAGUCACCUCUUCUUCCGGGGCAUCGCUACAAAAUGGUUUUGAUAGUGUCCACUCAUCUCCCGGAGGAGCUGCUUGUUUCCCAUCUCAACCUUUCUCUCAACCCAACGCCUAUCAUUCAUCAAUGACCAUGCAAUUGCCUCCGGCAUCAUUUCAUAACGGCGGAGGAUUGGUGUCAGGGCAUCAUUUUCAGGGCGGCCAAAUGCCCAUCAGCAUAGAGUAUUCUGAUCCUUCGAAAAGGAAGGAAAUUAAACGGCGUACGAGAACUGGAUGCUUGACUUGUCGCAAACGAAGAAUCAAAUGUGAUGAGCGGAAACCAUUUUGUAUGAAUUGCGAGAAAUCAAAGAAAGAAUGUAUGGGCUAUGAAAAGCCUAAGGCUGCCAAUGAUGGCUCGAAAAAUAAAGCUAGAAAUAAACAAGCUUCAAAAGUUUGA
Molecule: messenger RNA, 1014 nt
Organism: Saccharomycopsis crataegensis
Lineage: Eukaryota; Fungi; Ascomycota; Saccharomycetes; Ascoideales; Saccharomycopsidaceae
Product: Zn(II)2Cys6 transcription factor domain-containing protein
Exons: 1
Coding region: 1-1014 (337 amino acids)
Biological process (GO): regulation of DNA-templated transcription
Molecular function (GO): DNA-binding transcription factor activity, RNA polymerase II-specific; zinc ion binding
Source: RefSeq, a predicted model, not a curated record